AUGCCGCACUGCAUCGCUGGCGUCGACCUUGCAAGCAGCAGCAGCCCCGCAGCCGCGCCCGCCGUGGCUGCCGCCUGGCGCACCGCGGUGGCGGAGGAGAUGCAGCUGCCCGAGCGGCGCCCCGCGGAGCUCGUCGGCGAGCUGCGGGCGCUCUCCGAGGCGGCCGCGGCCGCGGGCCCCGAUGGGGAGGAAUGCCUGUCCGACCUCCUCCUCUCUGGCACGUGGAUCCUAUCCCUCCGCGCCGCCGCAGCCACCAAGCUGCACACGUUUGGCGCCGCGCGCCUCGCCGCGCUCGUCUCCGCCCUCGGGCGCCUACCGCUGCACGCCGAAGCGUCGCCGCUGCCAAUCGGGUUUGGCACGCCGCGCUGGGCGCUGCCACGCGCGGUGGCGGACACGGGGACAUGGGAGUCAUUCCUAUGCGCCACAACCGACGCGUUCCUAGAAGACCUCGACCGGCUGUUGCAGGAAGAGUCGGGCGGUGGCAGCUCAGGGCCCGGACGCGGCGGCGCCGCCGCGGGUGCGCCGCCUGAGGCGCAGGCCGCGCUGGCAGCGUUUGCCUGCGGCCUCGCCGCCAGCAACAAGUGGACAAUGGCGCGCGUGGACGCGGGCUGGGUGGUGUCAGAGGAGUGCGAGCGGCGCGUCGCGGCGUUUGUCGCGCUGCACUGGCCACGGCUGGUCUCCCAACUUGAGCGGAUCGACGCCGACUCGGCGGCCCCCCCAGGGGAGGCCGCGGGCGCGGGCGCCGCGGGCCAACGGCGCCGCCGCCUGCGCCGCUCGGCGCUGUCGACCCUCCUUGCGCGCGCGCAGCUGCAGCAGCGGAUGAGCCCGCCGGCGGCGCUGCUCGAGCGGUUCUUCGAUGAGUCGCCGCCGCCAGCGCUCUGGCGGGCGGUGGCGGGCGGCGGCGGUGACGUCAUCGCUGAUGUCAGCGGCGACGCCGAUGACUCAUACUCCUUGGAGGACCUCGAGCAGAUCGUGCGGACGCUGAUGCAGAUCGGCUGCAGCCCCUCUGAGCGGUGGCUGCACGGGCUCGUGGGGGUGGUGACCGCGCGGCGCCCCGAGAUGGGGCAGCAGCAGCUGCGCGGCUUUGUGGAGGCGCUCAGGUUUUUCCGGACGCAGCGCGGGACCAGCAAGCAGCUGCGCAACGGCAUCAGCCUGCUGAGCGAGUGGCUGUGA
This is a messenger RNA of Monoraphidium neglectum, 1173 nucleotides long. RefSeq lists its product as hypothetical. The transcript is spliced from 2 exons. The record is from RefSeq and is a predicted model, not a curated record. The coding region runs from base 1 to 1173 and encodes 390 amino acids. Lineage: Eukaryota; Viridiplantae; Chlorophyta; Chlorophyceae; Sphaeropleales; Selenastraceae.